Molecule: messenger RNA, 1734 nt
Organism: Capsella rubella
Lineage: Eukaryota; Viridiplantae; Streptophyta; Magnoliopsida; Brassicales; Brassicaceae
Exons: 6
Coding region: 65-1519 (484 amino acids)
Biological process (GO): lipid metabolic process
Molecular function (GO): triacylglycerol lipase activity
Source: RefSeq, a predicted model, not a curated record
GUCACUUUAUAUUUCUGAGCAAAGUUCUUUUUUUAUUUUUCUCUCUUCCUUUCAUAUUGUGAGAAUGUCAAAAACCAAUAUGAAAGUUUGCAAUAAUUAUUUCUUGGUCGAUCCGACCAAAGCAAGUUAUCUUGAUCUCCUUCUUCUUUUGUUUUCCUCAAACUUGACCAGCGCAAGAUUCAUCGACUCUCCUCCGGAUACGCUCAAAGGCUUCCGGAGAAGUUUCACGAGUCGAUGGAUCAUUGCGUUGGCCAUUUUGGUUCAGAAGUUAUUGAUGCUGUUAAGAAAACCCAUGGCAAUGCUUGGUGGUUUCUUAACCUAUUUGCUCAAUCUUAUUACCGCGAAUGGAGGCUUCUUCAACACGAUAUUUAACCUUAUCACAGGAAAGCUGGUGAAACCUGACAAAUCCGCGGCGGCAUAUACAUCAUUUGUAGGAUGUACAGAUCGAAGAGUUGAGCUUGACGAGAAGAUAAAUGUUGGUACCAUCGAAUACAAGUCGAUGCUAUCAAUAAUGGCUUCUAAGAUCGCUUACGAGAGCAAACCUUUCAUCACUUCCGUCGUCAAGAACACUUGGAAGAUGGACUUGGUUGGUAACUACGACUUUUACAACGCUUUCCAAGAAAGUAAAUUGACGCAAGCCUUCGUGUUUAAGACGUCAAGCACCAAUCCAAACCUCAUCGUCAUCAGCUUCAGAGGAACUGAACCUUUCGAGGCUGCUGAUUGGUGCACUGAUCUUGACGUCUCUUGGUACGAGUUGAAGAACGUUGGCAAAGUCCACGCCGGGUUCUCAAGAGCACUAGGCCUUCAAAAAGAUGGAGGAUGGCCCAAGGAAAACAUAAGUCUUAUUCACCAAUAUGCUUACUACACCAUCAGACAGAUGCUUAGGGACAAGCUUGGUCGAGACAAGAACCUUAAGUUUAUUCUAACAGGUCACAGUCUUGGAGGAGCAUUAGCUGCUCUUUUCCCCGCGAUUCUUGCGAUUCACGGUGAGGAUGAGCUGCUAGAUAAGCUAGAGGGAGUGUACACUUAUGGACAGCCACGUAUAGGUGAUGAGGAGUUUGGAGAGUUUAUGAAGGAUGUUAUGACAAAACAUGGAAUAGAGUAUGAGAGAUUUGUGUAUAACAAUGAUGUUGUGCCUAGAGUCCCUUUUGAUGACAAGAUUCUAUUCGCAUACAAGCACUAUGGACCUUGCAACUCCUUCAACAGUCUUUACAAAGGAAAGGUAAGAGAAGAUGCACCAAACCCAAACUACUUCAACUUGUUGUGGUUAAUACCGAAGCUGCUAACUGGUUUUUGGGAGUUUAUAAGAAGUUUCAUACUACAGUUUUGGAAAGGCAAAGACUACAAAGAGAAUUGGAUGAUGAGAUCUGUUAGGAUUUUGGGAAUAGUGUUCCCUGGUGGCUCUAACCAUUUCCCAUUUGACUAUGUCAACUCCACACGUUUAGGAGGCUUGGUUCGAUCUCCUCCUCCUACUACUACUUACAGUACUCCUGAUGAGAAACUUGCACUCAUUGCUUGAAUAUUGCAAUGUUGAAUAAUCCUAUCCACUUUAUCUUCUCUUUCAAUAAUUGUGUACUAGAGCUUUCAAUAUAUUCUCUGUUAUAUGUCGCCUUGUGAUAUUUCAUAUAUGUGUGAGUGUUUUUUAAACAAUGUGUACGUUGGUAACACUAGUACAUUUUCAUCUUCUAAAUUAGCAUAAUUAAGAUCAAACCAUAUAUAAAUUAUUAUUCCUCA